AUGAGAAAAUAUAUUGCAGACCUGCCAACGCUAACAGCCCCAAAGCCAAAAGAAAUACUCUACGUGUAUCUGGCCGCCUCACUUGAAUGCGUUAGCGCUGUGCUUGUGGCAGAAAGGGAAAAACAACAGAUACCCAUUUACUUCGUGAGUAGAGUCCUGCAAGGCGCAGAAGCCAACUAUCCCGAGUUAGAAAAGCUGACCUUGGCCCUUGUCCAAGCGGCACAAAAGUCGGGAUGGGUGGCCAAGUGGGCCAUCGAAUUGGGGGAGCACGACAUUGAGUUCAGAGUCAGGAAUGCAAUUAAGGGGCAAGUAUUGGCUGAUUUCAUCAGCGACGUCCACGAAGGCGAAAACUUGAUGACACACUCUGUGUCACUCGAGGUGUUGGGGAACGUCAAAAAUGAUGUAUGGAAGUUGUACACCGACGGAGCCGCAAGCUCCGAUGGUUGUGAAGCCGGUCUGAUGCUAAUCAGUCCCGAAGGCAAAGAAUUUACCUAUGCUCUGAGAUUUGAGUUUGAAGUAACAAAUAACGAAGCCGAGUACGAAGCAUUGCUAGCAGGGCUUCAGAUUGCCAGAGAUAUGAAGAUCCGCAACCUACAGGUAUAUGUCGAUUCCCAAUUGGUCGCAAAUCAAGUAAAAGGGGACUACAAAGCCAAGCAAAUUACCACAAAACUAUACCUACAAAAGGUGCGGGAGCUGAUGGAAUGUUUCAGUCACUUCGAAAUAGAGCACAUUCGAAGAAACCAAAACAAAAGAGCAGACGCCCUGAGCAAGCUAGCUUCACUCACAUUCGGACACCUAGGGAAACAAGUACUGGUAGAAGUCCUCAAGGAAAGAUCGAUCGAAGAAAAACAAGUCUCUGACCUUGUGGAGGAAGAGAACAAAAAUUGGAUGACCCCCAUUUACGAGUAUCUAGUAAGCGAGAUACUCCUCGCAGACAAGGAUGAAGCCCGAAAGAUAAGAGUAAAAGCCCCGCAAUAUAAAAUCCAAGAUAAAAAGCUGUACAAGAAAGGCUUCGUCACGCCAUGGCUCCGAUGCGUAGGUCCAAACCAAGUAGAAAUGAUCAUCCGAGAGAUACAUGAAGGAAUCUGUGGAGCACAUGCGGGAGCAAGAUCCGUCGCAACGAAGGCUAUGAGGCUAGGAUAUUUUUGGCCGACAAUGCAUCAGGACUCUACAGCAUUAUUGAAAAACUGCGAGUCAUGCCAGAUACGUGCCAAUGUCCCGAGACAACCUAAGAAUGAUAUGACCUCCGUAACGUCGGCAUGGCCCUUCAUACAAUGGGGUAUCGACAUUGUGGGACCACUUCCCGAAGCCCAAAACAAGAAAAAAUUCCUGGUUGUCGCCAUCGAUUACUUCACCAAGUGGGUGGAGGCAAAGCCGCUGGCCACGACAAACGGAGACCAAAUGAAGAAGUUUGUAUGGGAGCACAUCAUAUGCAGAAUUCUGCAAGCAAUUGCAAAUUCAACAAUCCUUCACAUCCGUUUACCACCCCCAAGGGAACGGGCAGGUGGAGGUAACCAACAGAGAAAUAAUCAAGGGAAUGGAGAAACGCUUAGGGCGAAACCACAAGGGAUGGAUAGACGAACUACCACUAGUCCUAUGGGCCAACAGGACAACGCCAAAGCGAAGCAACGGAGAAACCCCUUUCAGUCUAGCAUUCGGAACGGAGGCUGUCGUCCCAACGGAAUUCCAAGUCUCUACCCACAGGAUGUAAACACCGAAGGGAACGAAGACGAACUAAGGAUAGAUCUGGACUUGCUGGAAAAACGACAAGAAAUCAUCGCCAUCAGAGAAGUUGCGUUUAAAAAGAAGAUUGAAGGGUAUUACAACAAAAGGGUAAACCCAACAACAUUCAAAGUCGGUGACUACGUGUUGCGGUUGAAUAGCACGAGCGAAAAAGAAUACACUGGCAAUAUGGGACCUACUUGGGAGGGUCCAUACAGGGUAAGAGAGCAUUUGGAAAAGGAGCAUACGAGCUGGAAACGCCCGAAGGAGCUCCGGUUGACAGAACAUGGAAUGGCUCAAAUUUGCGUAAAUUCUACUGUUAAAAUUCCUUCCUUUUUCAAAAUAUAUGUAGUACGAAAUAAAAAUGUCUGUAAACAAUUCUGA
Molecule: messenger RNA, 2106 nt
Organism: Erigeron canadensis
Lineage: Eukaryota; Viridiplantae; Streptophyta; Magnoliopsida; Asterales; Asteraceae
Exons: 3
Coding region: 1-2106 (701 amino acids)
Molecular function (GO): RNA-DNA hybrid ribonuclease activity; nucleic acid binding
Source: RefSeq, a predicted model, not a curated record